CUGAACACCUCCUCCCCUCUCUCUCUUCUCCACACUUUCUCUCUCUCUCUAAACCCAUCCAAUCUAUUCUCCCCCAACAAAACCCUAAUUCACACCAGUAACAACCACAACCAGCCAUCGAUCUCUCAAAAUGUCGAUGUCGAAGGGAUCGACAAUGCUCCAGCUGAGUAACUAACUACAAGAAAGCACAAAGUAACCUUAUAGCCCUAAAUCAUGAAACGGUCUCUGCUGCUGAAAAAUGUCUGCAACUACACACGCAGUCUAAUUUUCACUCCUCCUCCAACAUUCAAACCAACCCCUGGUAUCCAUACACUACACUUUUCCCUCCCUUCUUCAGUUUCCCCAAAGAUCAGGUUUUUCUCCUCCGAAAAUGAUUCGGACCCAAAACCUCCUCCUGAAACGAGCUUGGUGGAAAGCCAAAAGAAAGAAGUCCCUGGUGAUGUUGGUGAUGUCAGCAACAAAGAGCUGAAAACGAUGGUAGAGAAGUACUUCGAAGGUGGUGACGAAGAGAUGCUCCCAUCAAUCCUUGAAGCGGUUUUGAAGAGGAAGUUGUCUGGAAAGCACGAGGACACAGAUGAUGAGUUAUUGGAAGAGCUUCAGAUGAAGCCACUGGAUGAUGUUAAGAAUGAAGAAUUUGAAUCGGAUUUUGAGGAGGCACAUGAGACCGAUGAAGAGAUUGAAAAUUUGUAUAAUGCUAAGGAAAUUGUGAUGAAGAGAAUGGCGGAGGAUGAAUACUUCAACAUGGAUGACAAGAAGUGGGACGAGAUGAUUAAGGAGGCAACUAACCAUGGGUUUCUUAGGGAUACAAGGGAGUGCGAGGAGGUUCUAGAGGACAUGCUUAGCUGGGACAAGCUUCUCCCAGAUGACAUUAAGCAGAAGGUGGAGAAGAAGUUCAAUGAAAUAGGUGAUAUGGUUGAAAGAGGGGAGCUUGAACCUGAGGACGGUUAUGCACUCUUCAAGGAGUUUGAGGAUAACAUGGUCAUUGAAUGUGCUAAGUUGAUGGAGGCUGAUGGGCCCCCGCAGUUUGAGAAUGCUGUGCCUGACAAGAAGAAGGACGUGGAUGACCCACCAGGUGAGGGGCCAAUUCUUAGGUGGCAAACACGGGUGGUCUUUGCCCCUGGUGGUGAUGCAUGGCACCCAAAAAAUAGAAAAGUUAAAUUGGCUGUUACUGUGAAAGAGCUUGGGCUUUCUAAACAUCAAUUUCGCCGUAUGAGAGAAUUGGUUGGAAAGCGGUACUAUCCAGGGAAAGAUGAGCUUACAAUCACCAGCGAGAGGUUUGAACAUCGGGAGGAGAAUAGGAAAGAUUGUCUUAGGACUCUAUUUUCUGUGAUCGAGGAAUCUGGAAAAGCAAAUAAGCUGGUAGAGACGGCUCGAGCUUCAUAUGUGAAGGAGAGACUCAGAGCCAAUCCAGAAUUCAUGGAAAGGUUGCGUAACAAGACGAUGAGAAUGAAAAAAUCUAAUACUUCGCCUGUGUGAGGCAACAGUUUGCAGUUGCAGAGUUUGGGGGGAAAGAAGAAACAGAAAAUUCCAGAGUAGGACAGCUUGUGAUGAUUCUAGUUUUAAAUGGUCACCUCAGUUUCCAGAACCGAUGCUACUCUCACAUGUUUUGGGCUAAAAAAUAAUUCUUUUUUCUUUUUCUUUGUGAGCAUAGAAAUAUUUUUCUGUUUUUAGUUACUGUAACAAACAUUAUGUGGUUUUAGAACUCCAGUAACUCCUAUCUUCCCCUUCUAGCAUCCUGCAAUGGGGGGAGACUUGAACCCUUGAUAUUUUCUUUUGAAAGGAGAGGAGAUGCCACUAGAUUGUAAGAGGGAAGAGGUAUACUACUCAUCUUAAUCUCUAGAUUUGGAUGAAGUUUCCUAUUACAUAAUUGUGUUAGAACAACAAAAUUCCAUUUUGUCAAUUGACCUCCAAAAAAGGUUUGAAAA
Molecule: messenger RNA, 1925 nt
Organism: Cornus florida
Lineage: Eukaryota; Viridiplantae; Streptophyta; Magnoliopsida; Cornales; Cornaceae
Exons: 4
Coding region: 214-1476 (420 amino acids)
Biological process (GO): mitochondrial translation
Cellular component (GO): mitochondrial small ribosomal subunit
Molecular function (GO): structural constituent of ribosome
Source: RefSeq, a predicted model, not a curated record